AACAAAUAAUAAAUCUUUUCUCUUGUUUUUUUAUUUGUUUGUUUUUUUUUUUUGCUUACUAAUCAGAACGGUUUCCUAAAGUACCGACACGACAGGACGCUCCUGAGUCCACGGUUUCAUUCUUAUUUUCGCGGAAAAUGAAACUCUUCCUUCACAGUGCAGCGCCACUCUGCGUCACUUUCGCAAAACCUGCUCUUUUAGUCCCACAGACCACGCCCCCUUUUCCUUGCGUUGACUGAAUUCAUUUCAGACCACGCCCCUCCCCCCUCCGUCUCCAGUAUGAGUGGUGCGCUCGUAGCCACGCCCCCCUGUGUAAACCUGUACGCGCGACGUUCUCCUAUAACGUCACUCAGUGUGACUCCGCCUUCCCUGUGUCCUCUUUUGAUAAUUUACCUAAACGCACAGCGGCUAAACGUGGGCAUCUUUUUAAAGCGUUUGCGUGGUGUAAUUUUACUCUGAGUGCCACACUGCGGAUUAAACAAGGACGAGAACUUUGGUCCUGUUUUUUUUUCCACCCUGAAAAUAUAACCGUAGUUCAACUAUGGCAGCUCAGGAUUAUAAUUUUUUACUCUCGACUGAUUCGUACAAGAUCACACACUACAAGCAGUAUCCUCCAGACCUGAGCAAAGUGUAUUCGUACUUCGAGUGCCGGCACAAGAAAGGGACUCAGUUCAACGAAGUGGUGUUUUUCGGCCUGCAGUAUCUCCUGAAGAAAUACAUCGCAGGAUGCGUCAUCACAGAGGAGAAGAUUCAGGAGGCCAAAGUGUUUUACCAGAUGCACUUCAAGCAGUCGGUGUUUGACGAAGAGGGCUGGAGGAAACUCAUGGAGAGAUACGACGGCCGCCUUCCGAUCCGCAUCAAAGCCGUUCCCGAGGGGAAGGUCAUUCCCAGGGGGAACGUCCUGUUCACCGUAGAGAACACGGACCCAGACUUCUACUGGCUCACCAACUUCAUCGAGACCAUGCUGGUCCAAAUGUGGUACCCCAUCACCGUGGCAACCCUCUCCCGGGAGUUCAAAAAGAUCCUCGCCAAGCAUCUGAAGGCCACGUCUGGAAGUUUGGAGGGGCUGGAGUACAAACUGCAUGAUUUCGGCUACAGAGGAGUCUCCUCUCAGGAGUCAGCAGCGCUGGGCGGAGCCGCACACCUGGUGAACUUUUCCAGCACAGACACAGUGGCUGGAGUCCUCAUGGCUCAGCGCUACUACAGCUGCCCCAUGGCUGGUUUCUCCAUACCUGCUUCUGAGCACAGCACCAUCAUCUCCUGGGGCCGGAGCAGAGAGAAGGAGGCGUACGAGAACCUGCUGGACCAGUUCCCCUCAGGCCCCGUGGCGGUGGUCAGCGACAGUUACGACAUCUUCAAGGCCUGCAAGCACAUCUGGGGAGACAAGCUGAAGGAGAGAGUGAUGGAACGCAGCGAAGACUCCGUCCUCGUCAUCCGGCCCGACUCGGGAGACCCCACAGAGACGCUGCUGGAGGUGAUAAAGAUUUUAGAGGAGUGUUUUGGCUGUUCUCUGAAUUCUGUAGGCUAUAAAGUGCUUCCAUCAUACGUGCGCAUCAUCCAGGGCGACGGGAUCGAUCUCUGCUCAGUCGAUAAGAUCCUGAGGAAGCUCAGCGACGAGGGCUGGAGCGCGGAGAACGUAUUCUUCGGCUGUGGAAGCGCCCUGCUGCAGAAGAUCAACAGAGACACUCUGAACUGUGCGUUUAAAUGCAGCUACGUGGAGAGUAGCGGGAAGGGGAUGGACGUGUAUAAGCAGCCAGUAACAGACCCGUCUAAAGGAUCGAAGCGCGGUUGUCUGUCACUGAAGAGAAACUCGGAUGGGUUUAUCGAGACAGUGGAACGGGGUGCAGGCAAACCAGAGGAGGACAUGCUCGUCGUGGUGUUCGAGAACGGGACCAUCCUGAAGGAGUACUCUCUGGACGAGAUCCGGAAGAACGCCCAGCUUUGGGAGGAGGACCUGAGCCCGGCGCAGCACAACCAGGACCACAGCAGCGCGCUGGACAUCCACCAGAAACACAUCCUGAACGGCUUGCACUAAUCACGACGCCGCCCGCCCAUCAACGGACCAAUCCCAUCCCCUCCUUCCCAUCAAGCCCCACCCGUUUCCCCGUCAUGCUCCACCCCAUUCCCAGUACGCCUUCUGUGUCCAUCCGGCCAGCGCAAACAACCUCCAUCCUUCACGGACUGAGCGGUCACAGUGACGUUUGAUUUAUUUUUAAAAAAUAUUUUUUUUUUAGAUCACGGUGAUGCUAAAUCAGGGUUUUUACAUCUUUUAGGUUUUCGUUUCAAUCUAGCAAAACAUUUUGACAUCGAAGUGUUGUGCAGUGGUGGAAAGAACAUCGAUAAACUGAAAUAACAAUUACUUCAGUUGAGGAGAAUUAGCACUAAAUUAGCAAAGUCGUCUGGGGUUUUUUGUUGUUGUUAUUUUUAAACUCAGGAGUUGCUCACAAAGUGUAAAUACAUCAAGUUAAUCGAAUAGUCAUUGUAUUCAUAGUAUUCCAUAGUCUGCUUUCCACCACUGUCUAAUUUUCACAAAAUGCCAAAUAACGCUAUUGGUGCUUAUAAAAGACCGUUAGUGUAUUACCAGCAGGGCUUGUGUUUUUUUUUUUUAUUUUAUUUUAUUUUUUUUCUUCAGAUUUUCGAAUGUUUUUUGUUGAAUUUUACUGAUGAAUUGCUUUAAAAAAAAAAAAAAAAAAAAAAAAAAAAAAAUUAAGAAAGGAAGGAAAAUUCAUAUCAGGUUAUUGAAUCAUCUCCAGGUCAGACACGAUUUCCUUUUAUGCAGCUUUUUAAAAAUAAAUAAAUAAAUAAAAAUGAUACAUUCAGUACAGCCUAUGCACCUCCCACAGGAGCGGUAUGAAAUAUACUCGAUAAUACUGCAUUUGAAUACGUAGAAGGCAGCACGUUCGCAUCAUUUUCUAGUCGGAUUUGUUCUUCGCCGUCGCUUGUUGAACGAUUAUUCUCGCACUGGCCACUCGCAGUUACGUGCACUGAAUGACACCGAAUACGCACGCGGUUCUCCGUAUCACUUUUGUCGGAUUUAAUCUGGGGGUGGGGGGGGGGGGUGGUUUAUAAGCACCGAAGAGUUCCGCUCUCACCAAAUCAGUGUAUUAAUGCUGCACAGAAAGCAGCACUUUCGAGAAGGCCACGUCUGUAAUGAUAUGCCUACGAAUACAUUCAUAAAGUUCUACUGCAUUUAUAAGGUCUUCUUCUUCUUCUUCUUCUUCUUCUUCUUCUUCUUCUUGUUUAUGAGAAUGCACUUUAUAGCAAUGUCUAAGAAGUGAACAUGACAAUGUCAAAGAAACCCAGCUUGUAUACUAUAUUAUAUCUAGUUCUAGAUUAUACAUACUGACACCUGUCCUGUUUUAUUAUUAUUAUUAUUAUUAUUAUUAUUAUUAUUAUUAUAAUGGGAAGUGGUAGCUCAGUGGUUAGGACAUUGGACUUCUGAUUGUAAGGUCUUGAGUUCAAAUCCCAGUACCACAAUCUACCUCUGUUGGUCCCUUGAGCGAGGCCCUUAACCCUCAACCGCUCAGUUGUAUAAAUGAGAUAAAUGUAAGUCGCUCUAGAUAAGGGCGUCUGCCAAAUGCAAUAAAUGUCAAUUGUUUCAGUGAGUUACAUUUUCACACAGCCUGAAAUGCGACUGUAAUUAUUGCUAGAGGUAAAACACUAAACAAUACAUCGAGACAGCAGUUAGUAAUAGACAUGUAAUAUGCAGUAAUAAACAAGUAAUGUUUUAAACACUAUGUAUAACGCGUCGCGUGAACAGUUCGUAUUGCAUAACGCGUUUCCAUCCAUAAUUGUUCUUGAACACCGUGUAUAUAACGCCUUAUGAAUGCAUUAGGACUUGUUAUGAACAUGUUCAUUGUUUAUUAUAUACAGUACUGUGCAAAAGUUUUAGGCACCCUAUUUUUUUGGGGGGGGGGCACAAAUUUUGUAAUAGAUUUUUUUUUUUUUUUUUUUUUACUUUCUGACAACAAAAAGAAAAACAUUUUAGAUUCUCAAACAUUAGUUUUCCAGCACAAGAUGAAAUGUUUGCAUGUCGUUAAAGAAAGCCGUAAGAGAACACUUUUCAGACUAAAAAAAACAAAAAAAACCACAAUGAUGGCUGCUGGGUUUUUUUUUGCAGAAAUAAUAAGACGCGAGUGCGACAGUCAAAGUCUCCAGAAGAACCGCGACUGGUUCUGCAACAUGCUCAAUAACACGUACCGCUCAUUUCCUUAUCAAGCUGCACUAAUUGUUCCUGACUACUAUUUCUCUUUUAUUUCUUUGUCACACCAAAUAUUGACUGUUUCAUUUACUGCUGUUUACUGCGCUUUACAGUAUUUCUUUUUGAAUGUGGAAACAUUUUAAUUUGAUUAUUUUGAAGGCGUCUUCGCUCUACAGCAAUUCUUUUGCACAGUACUGUAUGUGGCCUUCAUAGAACGUGUUGCUGGACUUUCUUCCUCACACUAAUUCAGUGAAACUGAGUAUGGUGUGUGUGUGUGUGUGUGUGUGUGUGUGUGUGUGUCUGGAGUUGCUCACACUGCCUUAACACCCACUCGGACUCCGGUGCCCUUUUUUUUUUGGCGCGCUCUCUCGUUUCUCACUCUCUCCCUCUAACGUCUCUAACCCUCUCCUUGUCUCACAUAAGUGACUGCUCUGUGUUUUUCGUUUUGUUUGUUUGUUUAAGUCCUUCGUCUUGUCAGUCUUUGUAUAAUUCAAGUGUUCCUUCCGUGUCCGUGUGUCUCGUCUGUUUGGUGGGAAUGGCGCGUUUUCUUAGUCGAUUCUGAACAUCGGAUAUGAAGCAGAUAUUGACCCUACCUCUUCUUUAUUGUUGUUGUUUUUUUUUCUUUUUCUAUGCCACAAUAAUGCUGUUUAGUAAUAUGAAACAAUAAUAAUUACGCUAAAAAUGAUGUGCGUUAUGCAGUUGUGUAAAUACUUUUUGAAAUUGUAGCAGUAAUGUUUUUUGCUUUUAACUCUUGAUUUUCUCUCACACUUUUUUUUUUUUUUUUUUUUUUUUUCCCCCCCUCCAUUUUUUGUUUUUACAAAUGUGAUAUUUAGUAUGAGGGGGAAAAAAAGUAAUAAAUACCAUCAGUUUCCACUCA
Messenger RNA from Ictalurus furcatus (blue catfish), 5078 nucleotides. RefSeq names its product nicotinamide phosphoribosyltransferase 2 (gene nampt2). NCBI's taxonomy places the organism in Eukaryota, Metazoa, Chordata, Actinopteri, Siluriformes, Ictaluridae. Gene Ontology annotation, biological process: NAD+ biosynthetic process. Bases 542 to 2035 code for a protein of 497 amino acids. The transcript has 11 exons. Gene Ontology annotation, molecular function: nicotinamide phosphoribosyltransferase activity. The record is from RefSeq and is a predicted model, not a curated record.